AUGCUGAGGAUGCUGCUGUUGCUGCUGCUGCUGCUGCUGCUGCUGCAGCAGCAGCAGCAGCGGCCUCACGGCUACGCGCCUUUGAUUGGGUCAGCAGCAGCAGCAGCAGCAGAUGUGCCCUGUCUCCUGUCUCCACCGUCAGAAUCAGAGGAGCCGUCAGCACCGUCUCCGUUUGUGCUGCUGCUGCACUGGCUGCUGCUGCUGCAGCUAUGUGGGGUUUUCGCUGCCGCGCUGCUGCCCUUCCCAGCAGCAGCAGCAGCAGCAGCAGCAGCAGCAGCACCAGCAGCAGCAGCAGCAGCAGAUGAACGAGCCUCACGACAUAGACUCUCAGGGGGCUCUGCUGUAUCGAACAGCAGCUCCACCACCCUGUACAGCCCAUCAUACCGAAAACCAACCUCUGGCGCAUACCUGCAACCAGCAGCAGCAGCACCAGCAGCAGCAGCAGCAGCAGCAGCAGCAGCAGCAGGAGCAGCAGCAGCAGCAGCAGCAGCAGCAGCAGCAGCAGGAGCAGCAGAAGCAGUGAUAGUUUUGGUCUGUAGUACUACUGCUAAGGCAACAGCAGUAGCCGUCCUCACCCUCAUCAUCAGCAGCAACAGCAGCAGCAGCAGCAGCAGCAGAAGCAGCAGCAGCAUCAUCAUCAUCCGCAGCAGCAGCCGAAGCAGCAGCAGCACCACCACGAUCAUCAUCAUCAUCAGCACCACAACAACAACCACCACCCCCCCACCUCCACCAUCAUCAGCAUCAGCAAACACAGCAGCAGCAAGCACAGCAACAGCAGCAGCAACAGCAGCAACAGCAGCAGCAGCAGCAGCAGCAGCAGCUGACUGCGAGCGCGCCUGCUAUCAGCUGAUCCUGCAGCAGCAGCAGCAGCAGCAGCAGCAGCAGAAGCAGAAGGGAGGUGGGAGCAGCACCAGCAGAAGGAGCAGCAGCAGCAGCAGCAGCAGCAGAAGGGAGAUGGGAGCAGCACCAGCAGAAGGAGCAGCAGCAGCAGCAGCAGCAGCAGCAGAAGGGAGAUGGAAGCAGCACCAGCAGCAACAGCAGCAGCAGCGGCAACAUCAGCAACAGCAACAGCAGCAGCAGCAGCAACAGCAGCAGCAGCAACAGCAGCAGCAGCAGCAGCAAUUACCCCAGGGUAUACAGAAGUAUCGUGGGGGUCUGGGUUCUCGCCGUGUAUUAUAA
Molecule: messenger RNA, 1179 nt
Organism: Eimeria mitis
Lineage: Eukaryota; Apicomplexa; Conoidasida; Eucoccidiorida; Eimeriidae
Exons: 4
Coding region: 1-1179 (392 amino acids)
Source: RefSeq, a predicted model, not a curated record